Dovyalis caffra is the source of this 747-nucleotide messenger RNA. The record is from the annotation of a GenBank genome assembly. Lineage: Eukaryota; Viridiplantae; Streptophyta; Magnoliopsida; Malpighiales; Salicaceae.
AUGGCUUCACUCUCCUUUUAUGCUCUCUUUCUAUCACUUUCCCUCUUUAUUCUGCUAAUCUCGCCUACGCAUUCACUAACCUGCACCUCACAAAAAUUCACCAACAACAAACUUUACGCAAACUGCACUGACCUACCCACCCUAGAUUCAUACCUACACUACACCUACAAUUCCUCCAAUUCCUCUCUCUCAAUCGCCUUCAUCGCUCCUCCAGCAAAAGCCGAUGGCUGGAUCGGGUGGGGCAUCAAUCCCAACGGCACCGGCAUGGCUGGGGCCCAGGUCAUUUUAGCUUUAAAGUCCAGCAAGGGUGCACCAGAGGUCAAGACGUACAACCUCGUAUCAUACAACGAUAUCAAGGAGGAGAAACUGUCUUUUGAUGUCUGGGACUUGAGUGCUGAGUCUAAUGCAACAAGUGGUCAAUUUAUCAUCUAUGCAUCAGUUAAUGUGCCUGUAAAGGCUGAGUCUUUGAAUCAUAUUUGGCAAGUGGGUUCUGCUGUGACUAAUGGGAGGCCUGUCAAGCAUGAGUUUGCGCAAGGAAACAAGGAUGCCAAAGCAACUUUAGAGUUGGCGACUGCACAAAGAACUGGUAAGGCUGCUGCUACCCCUCCAGCUGGUGGCAACACGGCAACUACUUCUUCAAAUACUACCACUGCUGGCGGUCAUAGUAGAGGUUAUAGUAUUAAGGAGAUGAGUGUGGGUUUCCAUUUUGCUGUGUUUGUUCUUCUUGCUAGUUUUAUACAUUUCUAG